CUUUGAUUGGUUUUGUUGCAUGCAAUGGAGAUUUUGGAUUAUGGGCACCCAGCAUAAUCCAAGAAAGUCAUAUUUUUUUGCAGAGAAUUGUCAGAGAAGUCGUUGUCAUUUGUUGAAGACAGUUUCAUCCAUUUUUUAGGGAGUGCUUGAGGUCCAGUGUAUCAACUUAAUCUUGUGGAAUAAUAAUUGCAAAAUGGAGUCCAAACACCAAAGACCAAGUGUGAUUUUAGAAUUGAUGGGUCUUGAUAAAGUGCCUCCCCAACAUCCUGUUAGAGCUAAACAGAAAGUGCUUUCUGAGAAUUACCUGCAGAAAGUUGCCUCUAUUGGUGUCAGAAAGAAGCGUUCAUCCGAUCAGCAUCAUUCCUUGGAAAUGAGUACUGAUGAUAUGGAAGAAUCAGAGGAUGUUUUAAAAGUGGUCAAAGCACUCAGGAGAGACAAGCACCAUAAUCCAUCAAAGGAAAAUGGGAAAGAGAUCCCAUAUUUGUCUGGGGCAAAGGUAAAAGGUGUGCCACAACAGCUUUUGGAUGCUUCAGUCAAUUGGAAGCCUGAAAGUUUGGUUGAUACCACUAGUUCAUUCAAUUUUGAAACAAGUGUGAAUUCAUGGAGGAUAGCUGAGAAGGGAAAUCUCCGACUGCGACAGAAAACAAAUGAUGGAUUGCAAAAAGAUAUGAAUGGAGAAGCUGGACUUUAUGAAACAUCUAGUCUUUCAAAAUCUCAACUGGAUCUGAAGGAUGAAACUUUCACCUCAAGAGUUUCUCUUUUGAAACCAAAUCCUGGAAAGGGAAGAAAUGGUUUAAAAUAUUUUUCAUUACCUAGUGCUUGCAAAAAUUCUCGUUUGGCUGAUGGGCCUCUCAAAGAGAUAUUUUGUCCUAGAAGCAUAAAAGUAUAUCCUGAAAUGAGAGGUAGAAAGAAAAUAUCCUAUCACAUGAAUUUUGGUAAGAAGAAUUCUAGAUCUUUUAGUAAAAUUUCAGAGGAAGUUUCUACACAAACAGGAAAUGUUGCAAACAGAGUUUUAGAAAGUUCAUUUUUCAGAGGGAAUGAAGCAUUUGUCAAAAGUUCUGAUAUGCUGAAGCCUGUUUCAAAUAUUACAGUUAAUGAGAUCCCACAAAAGUCCCAGUUCUUCUGUUCUGAUGGUUCAUAUGUAGGCUUUGAAGCCAUGAACAAAACUUUGGAGCAGAGGGAUGUGACUGAAAAAUUGCUAGAAGUCGGACAGCAUGGUCACGGCAGUACCCAUCACCAGUCACCUAUGAUUUCUGAACAUGGAAAUAGAGCAAGAAAUUUGAGUUAUCUAAAUGGUUUUGGCAAUGAUAAAAUUAAAAGGAACAAUAGAUGUAAGGUUGGUGUGAGUUAUAGCUUUGCCAGAAAAGUGCAGAUGGCCAGACCUCUUAGUGCAGCUUCUGUUAUUGGUAAUAAUUGCGGAACUAUGACUAAGGAUGACUUGUUUCAGAAAUAUUGGGGUGUGAGGAAGAAUGCAUCUGCAAACUGGUCAAUCCGGAAGCCAAAGAAUCAAAGUAUUAACCAGAAAUAUUGUUCUGAAGAUGUGAACCUCAGGUCCAGCCAUGAGAAAUCCUCUUCUUUUUCCUCUUAUUUCAAUAGCAAUCAUACUGAAGAAAAUUAUAUUGACCUCAGUAAGUUGAAGAAGAGAUGUAAUGGGAAUGAUUUGUCUGAUAAGAAACCCAUGCUUCCUCAAUUGUCAAGAUCAGGUCCUUCACACAGUCAGAUCUUGCAAGAGACAUGUUUAAUGAACAAUGACGUGAAGAAUAAUAUGCAUGAAGACAGUACUAUGUUAUUGCAAAAUGUUGUGUCUCCUGAUUUAUCAAUUGAUUGCUUGGUGUCUGAUGCAAAGACUGAGGUUGUUGGCUGGUCACAUAAUAAUCCAACCAUGCAGCAAUCUGAAUCAACAGCCUCCGUUGUGUCACAUGCAGACAGUGAUUCUUUGAGUCAUACUUCACAUGUUUCAACGCAACAGGAUACAUCAGAAUUUCAAGAACAUUCUGUUUAUUCACUUUGUUUUGGGGCUGGCCCAGAUUCCCUUGUUAGCUUCGAGCCAAGUCCAAUUUCAGUUUUGGAUCCCUCAUUCAGGGAAGGCAUUUCAUUUAGCUCUGAAUGUGGCUCUGGUGUAUAUGAUUCCUCUGAAGUGGAUGAUGAAGGAUUUGGUUUGAAUGUUUCAAGUGAUGAAGAUUGUGGGAAUGAAUCUGUAGUGGGUGACAUUGAAAAGAAGAAAGAGAUAGUAGGAUUAUUUGGAGCUGAAGAAAGCAGGGAUUUCUCCUAUGUUGUUGAGGUCUUAACUGAGGCUGGUAUAUCUAAUAGGAGCUUGUUUACAGACUUUUCCACAUGGCACUCAGCAGAAUGUCCUAUUAGCCCUUCUGUCUUUGAAAUCCUGGAAAAGAAAUUUGGUGGCGCGCAGCAACUUUGGAAGAGAUCCGAAAGGCGGCUUCUAUUUGAUCGCAUUAAUCUAGGGUUGUUAGAGAUUUUUCAGCCAUAUUUGUACAUUCCAUUGUGGGAAAAGCCUGUUUCAAGAAGGUUGAGUGCUGAACCAAGCCAAGACUUGAUUGAGGAGGAGAUGUGGGGGUUGCUUGUUUCCCAAGAAAAGAAAGCUAGUAAGGAGAAUGAAAACAAUAUGCUUGGUGGGGAAAUUAGGUGGAUAGAACUAGCUGAUGAUGUUGAAGAUAUUGUUAGAGAGAUAGUUAUAUUGUUAAUAGAGGAGCUUGCAAACGAGAUAGUUUAGCUUGGAGAAUUUUUUAAUACUCUAGUUUUUGUGUGCGGCUAUAGCAUUUUAUAUAUACAAGCAAUUCAUGUAUAGGUUGAUUUUGAUUUUUGAGAGGUUGAAGAGUUUGAAUUAGGAUAUAGGUAUAGGUUCAUUAUUCAUUCAUAUGGAGCAAUGUUGUAUUUCAUUUGUGUCCAAAAAAGAAAAAGGAAAGUGCUUGUUGAUUUGUUGAACUCGUUGUG
This is a messenger RNA of Gastrolobium bilobum, 2949 nucleotides long. RefSeq lists its product as uncharacterized. The transcript is spliced from 4 exons. The record is from RefSeq and is a predicted model, not a curated record. Lineage: Eukaryota; Viridiplantae; Streptophyta; Magnoliopsida; Fabales; Fabaceae. Bases 194 to 2728 code for a protein of 844 amino acids.